Lactuca virosa is the source of this 324-nucleotide messenger RNA. Lineage: Eukaryota; Viridiplantae; Streptophyta; Magnoliopsida; Asterales; Asteraceae. The record is from the annotation of a GenBank genome assembly.
AUGGCUACAUCGUCUUCAAACUCAGCAACUUCACGCAUAACGAAACUUGUUAAAUGCUAUUGUGGUGAUGUGUGCUACGUAGCAGUGUCAAGAACAUCAGAUAACCCUGGUAGAAAAUUUUGGGGAUGCCCUAAUUUCAAGGAGUCUUCAAGGUGUCGUUUUUUCAAGUGGGUGGAUGAAUGUGGGAACAAAUCUAUCCAGCAAGAAGAUGAAUUGAUGGGUUUGAUGAAGAUUGUUGCUGAAUUGAUGGGUUUGAUGAAGAUUGUUGCAGGGUUGUUAAUGUUUAAUGCAAUAAUGCUUGUAAUUGUUGUCCUAAAAAUGUAA